Molecule: messenger RNA, 1275 nt
Organism: Plasmopara halstedii
Lineage: Eukaryota; Oomycota; Peronosporomycetes; Peronosporales; Peronosporaceae
Exons: 1
Coding region: 1-1275 (424 amino acids)
Source: RefSeq, a predicted model, not a curated record
AUGGAGUACCUCUCAAAAAAGCGUGACAGUCUUCUCUUAGAGGUGCUGCAAUGUGCUCACGAUGAGAGUGAAGCUCGGGUAAACUCCCCUGAAACGCAGCUUCCUAGCGAGCAUCAGGAAAGUGACUUUGGUGACAUGAAUCAGAAGUCUCGCAAGAAACAAAAGGUGGAUUCUGGCGACUAUCAAUCUCAAAUUGACACAUUGCAGAAAGAAGCUGCGGAACUGAAGGAUCGAUUGGCCUCUCCAAAGCAUCAAUCUUCAAGUUUAGCCCACAAACUUGGUAAGUUGUGCAUCGAAGCCAAACAGACUGCGGCCAUUAUGAAACGCAAAUUAGCCGAGCAUGCGCACUGGUUACAGCGAGUCAGCAGUUUGAUGGAGACAGCCCCGCUAUUGGAUUUUAUUGUGCCGUCAAGCGAGGGGAAAGAAAAUCACUCAAUAUUACAAAGCAGUCUAUCUGCUCUCGACAAAUGGCGAGGGGAGGCAAAGCAACGUCCACACCCUCGCUUGAGAUUAGACGAUCGUUUACGUGCUGCUGUCACGAUUUGCCAAGCAAACGCUUUUAAGCUAUUGCAGGAUGCCAGAGAGAAAUCACCAUUGUUCCAGCAAUCGCUAGAGUUUGAGUCUCAUGGAUGGAAAAUCAUUACGGGAACGUUGCUUAAUGACCACAUUGGCUUUAGCUGCCAUCGAAUACUCCCCCCUGGGAUGACUUGCAAGGCAAAAGAAGUGGCAAUGGCAUUGUGGAACUCUGUUGAGCGAGAUGAAAUUUUCCGCACUUUUGUGCCACUUGUACAAGAUUCGAUCAUCACGUAUCAGGAGACGGACUGUUCUCUUUCGUGCCGAGUCUUGUUGCUCUCCCAAGAGACGCCGCAGCAAGCAGUAGCGACUGUCGAAGCUAUCAACUCUACUCAAGGUGAAGAGGGCCCGUGGCAAAUUUCUAUGGAAGCAGUACACGAUCAUUACCUAUGCUCUUUUGUAGCAGAUGCAUCAGGUGACUCAGUCAUGCCGAAUACGUGUCCUCCUGUAAAACUUGAUUUAGGGCUUCAAAUGAGCAAACUUAAUAUGCACAACAACUUUUUGAUGGGCGCUAAAGUUUCGAAGAUAAAGGAAGGCGUCGACAUUUUUAUUGCUGGAUCUGCACACUUUGAUCUUCCGUACUACCGAGAGCCAACGCUUGACCUGCUGCAGCACUUUGUGUCGCACAUGCCUGUGUACGAGGAUCUUCAUUUGACGGCACUGGUGGAUUGCCACGACAAAACAGGAGCAGAUGCUCUCUGA